This is a messenger RNA of Pogonomyrmex barbatus (red harvester ant), 2370 nucleotides long. RefSeq names its product Rho guanine nucleotide exchange factor 3 (gene RhoGEF3). Gene Ontology annotation, molecular function: protein binding; guanyl-nucleotide exchange factor activity. Lineage: Eukaryota; Metazoa; Arthropoda; Insecta; Hymenoptera; Formicidae. Gene Ontology annotation, cellular component: cytosol. Gene Ontology annotation, biological process: intracellular signal transduction. The record is from RefSeq and is a predicted model, not a curated record.
UUAAGGAUACGAACAGUUGAUUUUAAUAUUGAUUGUUAUUAUUAACAAAAUUGUCCAGCUAGAAUUCUAAAUGAUAGAUUAGAAUUUAUUUCUUCGGCUUUUUAUACUGCCAUGAAGGGACUUGGUUUACAAUCUAUUCCACAUCUCUAUCCUUUACACUACUACUAUCCCAUACUUUCGCCUAAACACAUUACACAUUCUCCUUUUCCUUGAUUAUUCAACAUUAUUUCUUAUUUACAACUGCUAUUACAACUUCUCCUAACAUCUAGCUCUAUUUAACAUCACUACACUAUCAAUUUGCAUUUAUUUUACAUUCCUACUUAUGUUUACAUCCUAAACUUAUCUUCGAUCCUAUUAUACCUUAACAUAAUUACAUCCUCCUUUACAUUUUGUUUUACAUUUUGUUUUUAUUUUUCAUUUGACAAUUUUACAUACCAUCAUAUUUAUACUUGCCUUUAACCUUAUCCAUAUCUGUUAUCUAUUGCCAAUCUAAUCUAAUCUAAUCUAAUCUUAAUCUUACUCUGCUCUAACCUAAUUCGUUCUUACUCUCUUCCUUAUUUCUCUCUUUACAUAAUCUCUUUAAAAUCUUUCACCUUUGAUCUUGUCUAAUUUUUCAUUACAAAUCUUAUUAUAUACUUCCUCUUUCCUACAGUCUAAUUCCACCCACCAAUUCUUAGCUUUCUCACACUUUUCUACAUGAUGUUUCAAGCAAUCUGUACAAAGUACAUAACUUUUGUUUCCUUCUCCCAUCCAAUACUUGUUGACCAAUUAGAAUUCUAAAUUAUAGUUAAAAUAUAAAGACUGCGGUAUUGCAGUGCUUUCUGCUGGUUUUAGCUAAUUUUUUUGUAUUUAGAUAAUUUUAAUUAUGAUUACAACACCAUUCUUUCGGUGAUCCUAAUGAAACAACAUAUAAAAGAGACUAUUUACAUCGCUCUAAUAAAAUUAAUUAAUUCGUUAAUUCCCAACAUGUCUAUAAUUUUUAGCAUAUGACACAUCCUGUGUAGUAUUUUAAUUUUAAUAAUUAUUUACACUCAAAAAAUGUUUCGCUGGUCCUAGCUAGAAUUUUAAAUAUGAUAAAAUGUAUUGCUCUUUUUUGUAUCUGCUAGAAAAUUGUCUGUCGCAUGUAGAAUUUGUAGCAGCAACAUUUUAACAAUAUAUGCAGAAAAAUUUAGGUCUCAUAACUAAAUCACAUAGUCACUUUUAGAAAAGAAAUGACUGACUAUUAUCUGACUGAGCGUCAUAGAGAGACUUUCUCGCUAAAUUUAACAAAUGGUUCACUAUAUAAAUCCUGUCUCUAUCAUUUAUAUCGAUUAGAUACAAAAUAUACGCGACAUCACAGUGUUGGUCAUUUAUUCGCUUUAACUAAUUUUUCGUAUUUAGAUAAUUUUUAUGACUACAACAUCAUUUUUUUUAUUCUAUUAAUGACAUAAAAGAUAAAAGGGACUGUAUUUACGUCACUCUAAUGAGACAACUCAUUAAUUCCCAACAUAUCUCUAAUUUUUAACACGUAUGUAGUAUUUUAAAGUUUAAUAAUUAUUUGAACAGUAUGACUCGAAUCAUUAUCUUUCAACAUGAAAAUGCAUUUUAUGCUAUGGAAAGAAAAUUUAUCCAAAUAUUAUAUAAUAGUGUAUCGAGUGUAUAUAUUAUUGAAUUUAAGACCAAUUCUGUUUAGAUUGCAUUCGAUUACGUAAGCACAACUCUAUCGAAUUAAGUUACAUAUUCGUAAGCGGUAAUACGAGGAGGCCGUCGAUCGAUCCUUUAAUAAUAUUCCCUCUACGUUGAGUAGAGAAAUCUGAUUACACGAGUAAAUUGAAUAUGUUUAGGUUCGGCCCACUCGUUUGGAGAAGCAGCAAGGAGAGGAAAAAGGGCAAUAAAGCCGCCCGAAACGCCAAGUGCAACAGCGGAGACAGCGGUAUACAGAUCGAGAUGGUAUCUGGUGGAGCGUUGACUGGGGGCAGUGGCGGCGGAGUGAUAGGGGGUGGCGACAGCUCCGAGUCUCAUGAUACCGAUGACGUUCCCGACGACACCGACAGCCCUCCGGCCCUUCGUAGACGAGUCGCCGAUAAAUCGCGGCCCCAGUCCGAGCUCAUCAACCAGAUACUAAUUGACAAGUUCAAGGUAAACUCUUCGUUUCUUUCUCUUAUCAUUGCUCCUAACAUCUUUCGUAACAUCUUCUUUAUAAAAAUUAUUCCACUUUGUACCACUUUGUGCUGCUCACGGCGUCAAUAUAAUUAGCACUUUGCGACCUACGUAAAACUGGCUCGACAAAUCACAAUAUUAAGAGCGUUUAAUAUUUGCUUAAUAUUGCUAUUGUGAUUAUUAUUGAUUAAUUACUUCGCCCCCCCCCUAAUUUUUCAUUUUAUUUCUAUU